Molecule: messenger RNA, 2122 nt
Organism: Protopterus annectens (West African lungfish)
Lineage: Eukaryota; Metazoa; Chordata; Ceratodontiformes; Protopteridae
Gene: PRPF38A
Product: pre-mRNA processing factor 38A
Exons: 9
Coding region: 62-901 (279 amino acids)
Cellular component (GO): precatalytic spliceosome
Source: RefSeq, a predicted model, not a curated record
CGUCAUUACACGCGACAAUGUUUGGCUAGCAAUUGGUUUCUUAAAUCGGGGUUGUUUAAAGAUGGCAAAUCGUACUGUUAAAGAUGCUCAUAGCAUUCAUGGAACUAAUCCGCAGUACCUUGUAGAAAAAAUAAUCCGUACAAGGAUUUAUGAGUCUAAAUAUUGGAAGGAGGAGUGUUUUGGUCUUACUGCUGAACUUGUUGUAGAUAAAGCCAUGGAAUUGAAGUACAUCGGUGGUGUAUAUGGUGGUAACAUCAAGCCUGCCCCCUUUCUCUGCCUCACCUUGAAGAUGCUGCAGAUACAACCUGAAAAGGACAUCAUUGUUGAAUUUAUAAAGAAUGAAGAUUUCAAGUUAAUGGAGGUGUUUAUUUUUGCAGAAUUUGAGCUGAUGCACGUAGAUGAGUUUAUUGAUCUACUGCUCCACGAUGAACGUUGUUGUGACAUCAUCCUACCUAGAUUGCAGAAACGAUUUGUUUUAGAAGAGGCAGAACUUCUUGAUACACGGGUUAGUGCACUGGAAGAAGACUUGGAUGAUGUAGAGUCCAGCGAAGAGGAAGAUGAUGAUGAAGAUGACAGGCUGGAACGCCCACCAUCUGUAGACCAUUACAGGAGAGGUUACAGAGAUUUGGACCGACCACGUAGAUCUCCAUCACCACGGUAUAGGAGAAGCAGAAGCAGGUCACCACGUCGGAGGAGUCGGUCACCCAAACGGAGGAGCCCUUCACCAAGGCGAGAAAGACAUCGCAGUAAAAGUCCAAGACGUCAUCGUAGCAGGUCCAGAGACAGACGUCACAGAUCAAAAUCUCCAGGACACCAUCGAAGUCAUAGGCACAGAAGCCAUUCCAAAUCCCCUGAAAGGUCCAAGAAAAGUCACAAGAAGAGUCGGAGAGGAAAUGAAUGAAGCAACCACAGAACUGUUAAUAGUCUUCAGCACUUUUGUAGCUAAAGGACAUUGUACAUAUGAUACAUUUUUUCAUUGAUAUGUAAACUUUUUAAUUAAAAAAAAAACUCUAAAUGACAGAGUAAAGGUAACUAAAAUAACAUGGUGAGUGUGUUUAUAUUUUGUAUGAUGUAUGUUUGUGGAGUAUGAAAGAUUUCAGUAAAUUUGCAGUUAAAUUGUGUUCUGAGCUACAAAGUUUGCAGAUUUGCCUAUUUCAUGAAAAAGGCAAUAUAUAUCGAGUAAUUGCCUAAAAAAUAAUUUUUCAGCUUUUAGUAAGCUGUCUUCCAUUAAUUCUCUUCUGUCUGGCACUAACUUACCCCAGGUAUCUAUGGUUUUCCAGCCCAAACACCUGGACUCAAGGCCUAAGAUGAAACAUGUUCACGGUACAGGAUCCCUUAGCCUAGUACAUUUUGUGAAAUGAAGCUUCAUCUGUCCCGCACCGGAGUGCUGUCUGUAAAACGAGGCCUUAGCAGCUGUCCACAGUUAAUACUUAACACAAUUAAUUGACUGAUUUUGAUAAUUAACUGUGCAAACCAUUUUUGGACAGUUUUUAUUUUGUUCUGUUUCUUACGAUGGUAGGAUGCUUCUUAAGUACAUCAUUCAUUCCUCCCUUUACAAUUGAUGGUGUGUCUUAACACCCUGCCACCUCUGAGUCUCUAUUUGCUACAUACUGGGCAUCUCCAGCCCUUGCUUCCCUCAAAAUGUAGGCUUUUCAAGGUCUGACUUGCUGAUAAUAUGGCUUAUGUUCAUAUUUGAGUUUAGCAGCAUUUAAGUGGGUCAGACCAGUUUAAGACUAUGAAGGAUCGAUAAAAUGUCUAGAUUAUUGAGAGAGAGAUUAGGUGAUUUGCAUAGUGCCACAGUAUUUCAGGUGAAACCAGUGCAUGAGAAGUUUUCUUCUAUGUUAUGAAAUGAUAGUUAAACACUUGCAGAUAAUGUUUUUAAUAUAUUUUUAGAAAUGUAUUUUUUUAACUACAUAUGCUUGCUUUGUAUUUGUAUUGUGCCAGAUCCACAAUUUUCUCAAUAGACAACAUCUCUAAGACACAUCACCAUUUUGAUUUUAUUUUGCUGUUUCUGUUUUGCAGUUUCCCUCACCUAAGAUACUUUUUUUUAAGGAACUACCAUGACAUUUUUAGUAUAGCUUUUAAAAUAAACUAUUUUGUGGUGAUCUUUGUUUGAAAUUCA